Molecule: messenger RNA, 1328 nt
Organism: Centropristis striata (black sea bass)
Lineage: Eukaryota; Metazoa; Chordata; Actinopteri; Perciformes; Serranidae
Gene: chmp6b
Product: charged multivesicular body protein 6b
Exons: 8
Coding region: 136-753 (205 amino acids)
Biological process (GO): vesicle budding from membrane; late endosome to vacuole transport via multivesicular body sorting pathway
Cellular component (GO): ESCRT III complex; multivesicular body
Source: RefSeq, a predicted model, not a curated record
GGAGCAGAUGACGACACACAUAAUGGAGGAGCAGCUUCUCUAGCCUACUAGUUAGUUUAUUCAACAGUUUGUUUAUUUAACAGUUGUUGUUGUUUACUCUCCUGCUGCAGAGCGGAGCUGGGAUGCUGCUGCAGGAUGGGAAACCUGUUUGGAAAAAAGAAAACGACCCGAGUGACAGAACAAGACCGAGCGGUGCUGCAACUGAAACAGCAGAGAGAUAAGCUGAGGCAGUAUCAGAAGAGGAUCAACCUGCAGCUGGAGAAGGAGAGGCUGUUAGCCAAGCAGCUGCUGAAAAAUGGCAAAAAAGACAAAGCGCUCCUCUUGCUGAAAAAGAAGCGCUACCAGGAUCAGCUUCUGGACAAGACGGAGAACCAGAUCGGGAACCUGGAGCGGAUGGUCCAAGACCUGGAGUUCGCCCAGAUUGAAACGAAGGUCAUUCAAGGGUUAAAGGUUGGAAAUGAAUGCCUGAAAAAAAUGCACGAGGUGAUGUCUGUGGAAGAAGUAGAACGGAUUAUGGAUGAAACCCAAGAUGCAAUCGAGUACCAAAGGCAAAUAGACGAGAUGCUGGCCGGCUCUUUAACAGAAGAAGAUGAAGAUGCUGUCCUGGCUGAGCUGGAGGCCAUCACGCAGGGAGAUGUUGAGCUCCCAGAGGUUCCUGCAGACGAGCUUCCAGAAGUCCCCGAGGCUGCAGAGGAGAAACCAGAGAGGGAGCGUCCCCGGAAGAAGGCGGAGCGGGAGAUGCUCGCCGCCUAGGAAUCAGACCGACCUCCAUCAGCUGGACCUUCUAGUACCACAUCAACCUCCAAACACACAGACAUUUACUGGAGAACCCUCUCUCUCUCUAUCUAUCUAUCUAUCUAUCUAUCUAUCUAUCUCUAUCUCUAUCUAUCCAUCAGAGGUUUCUAAUGACGUAACAGCAGCCUCUCUCAGACUCUGGGUUUCCUCCAUGUCAGACCGGGGCCGGGGUCGGGGUCCCUGCAGCGGGGCCGGGGUCCCUGCAGCGGGGCCGGGGUCCCUGCAGCGGGGCCCCGAGAUGCUGUGAGAUCACAUAACUGUGCCUACCUUUGCUUUAUUACUAAAUCAUUUACAUUGACUUUACUUAAAUGUAGUGAGUGUUCGGACAGCGAAGCCUUGUGAAGCAUUUUCAUUUUCACGGAGCCCAAGAGAUGGCGCUCUUUGUUCAACAACCAUUCAAUCACCAUUGAUGAAGCCUUUUUAAAAAAAAACCCAUUUAGGUCUAAAACACCUGGAAAAAAUGCCUGUAAAACCUUUACUGAUUUUGGAAUAACCCCCUAAAACCUGAAGUUUUUUUUAGUAAUUUUUUGGUA